Rhagoletis zephyria (snowberry fruit fly) is the source of this 2254-nucleotide messenger RNA. RefSeq names its product cilia- and flagella-associated protein 52. Gene Ontology annotation, molecular function: protein binding. Lineage: Eukaryota; Metazoa; Arthropoda; Insecta; Diptera; Tephritidae. The record is from RefSeq and is a predicted model, not a curated record.
UCACGAGUAAUAAAGCUUUAAAAAGAAUAGUGUUAACUAUUUAGAAAACUAUACAAUGUCCGAUCUGCUGGUUGAGGUAAAAAAAUUGGAGCCGCGCGCCAUAUUCGGCGCCAAUGGCAAGGUCGAAAACGGUUACCAAUUGCAUCCGGAUAAGGUGAGCAUGAUCUAUCCACUGGGCAAUAAGAUUGGCAUCGCCAAUACAAUGAACAACAAACAAGAGUUCCUGAGCGGCCAUACACAUGCCGUGUCUUGUCUGACGAUCAGCAAAAGCGGGCAGUAUUUAGCCUCGGGUCAACGAAAUCACAUGGGCUUCCCAGCUUAUGUAAUUAUGUGGGAUUUUUCAGCACGCAAGCAAUUGACGCGACAUGAUCUCCACAAGGUCUUGGUACAAUCGAUUUCAUUUACGGCCGAUGAAAAGUGUUUAGUAUCGGUUGGCGGAAAUGACGAUGGUACGGUUAUUGUGUUGGAUACCGUUGCACGUACGCCAAUAUGUCAGGCGCCAGCUUCCCGCUCAAUAUCCGGGUUUGCUCUAACAGUUUGCUCCCUACGUAAUAGUCCAUCUCAUUUCUUAGUCGCUGGUGAAAGACACCUUCGCAUGUGGAGCAUUCAGCGCGAACAGAAGAAACUCCAUGUGCAUGAUGUACAUUGUGGCAAGGUUCAACGAAUCUAUACUGGUAUGCAGGUCGACGAAAACGAUCAAUACCUUUACCUAGGCACAAUGACCGGUGAUAUUGUGAAAGUCGUGCUCAACUGCUGUGAUCCGGUGAAUGUCACCCAAAGUGGCAUGGUGGCGGCGAUGAUAGGCGCAUUCGGUAAGCACAAUCCACGCAAACCAUAUGGCAAGGACUGUGAACGCUUUGUUAACGGUGUACGCCAUUUGCAAAUUGUGAAGAAAGGACUGCUUUUGGUGGGUGCCGGCGAUGGCACAUUGGAGUUAGUGGAAGAACGUAAAGACGUUACGCUUGAAAUGAUGAAGGACUAUCCCAGUCCCACGUGGCCAAUAUUUCGCACACUCAAGCGCGCAAAUGUGAAUGGCGCUGUCACAUCUUUGGUGAAUAUCAAUGGUAAUGAGUUCUUCGUUUCCACCGACCAAAAUGAAAUAUGGUUUCUGAAUAUUGCCAAAUUUUCAUGUAAAUUAUUGAAGACAAGCCAUCGUAAGCCAGUUAAUCAAAUUGUAUUUCCCAAAAACUUAUCAACCGUUUUUGCCUCUGCUGGCUAUCAAAGCAUACGCAUUUGGUCGAUUGGACGUCUGCAGGAGCUGCUGCGUAUUAUGGUCUAUAAUUUCAAAUGUGUCUCCUUGCAAUUCACCAAUGAUGGCAGCAGUAUUGUAUCAGCUUGGAAUGAUGGUGUAAUUCGCGCCUUCACACCCAUAACCGGCCGUUUGAUUUAUGCCAUACCAAAUGCGCAUAAUAAAGGCUGCAGUGCAUUGCGAGUAUCAUCGACUGGCCGCUUACUCGUCACCGGCGGCGUGGAGGGACAAGUGCGUUUAUGGAAAAUUGAACCAUUUCGUCAAAGUUUGCUUGGCGUCUUAAAGGAUCAUUCCGGUCCGAUAUCCUCGUUGGACUUUAAUCACUUGGACACCGAGGUUAUAUCAGCUUGCGUUGAUGGAUCUUGCGUUAUUUGGGAUGUAAACCGCAUGACACGCAAAUUUGUCAUCACCUCCAACACGCAAUUCAUGUGUGCUCGUUACUUUCCAACUGGCGUACAAUUGCUCGCAUGCGGCUCUGAUGGGCGCAUCAGCUACUGGAUGGUCUACAAUGGUAGCCUUAUACGUGAACUUCAUGGCACGAAAAAGAACUCCAUAAACUAUUUGGAUAUCAAUGCAACUGGUGAUUAUUUUCUUACAGUGUCGAGUGAUCAAACGGUGAAGUUGUGGGAUUAUAAUCGUGGUAUUACUGUUUGCGCUGGCUAUGAACACUCAUCGCCUGUAAUGAGCUGUGCUUUUAGUCCGAACGGUAGGCUGUUUGUCACUGGCAGCAUUGAUGGUUCAAUUAUCAUUUGGGAUGUACCGGAGGAAUUCUGGGGCAAAUCAAAUCCUCCGCCACAACCAGCUACAUCUGAAACCGGUGCCAAGGCUGAAGCACCACCACAGCCUGCUCCAACGUCUUCUAGGAGCCCUAAACAGGAAAAAAUUGCCGAUCUCUUGAAGAGUACACCAAAGGAUAAUGUUUGUUGCGUUGAAUGUCCACCGAUCGACAUGAAGAAACAGCCGGAUAUUAAUUGCGAUUAUAUACCGGAUAUUAAAAAAUGUUAA